This is a messenger RNA of Gossypium arboreum, 3559 nucleotides long. RefSeq lists its product as uncharacterized. The coding region runs from base 245 to 3136 and encodes 963 amino acids. Gene Ontology annotation, molecular function: zinc ion binding. The record is from RefSeq and is a predicted model, not a curated record. Gene Ontology annotation, cellular component: nucleus. NCBI's taxonomy places the organism in Eukaryota, Viridiplantae, Streptophyta, Magnoliopsida, Malvales, Malvaceae. The transcript has 8 exons.
UCCUAAUUUUUGCUUAUAAAAUAAAAUGAAGGCCUAAACAAGUAAAAGCGAGGUUAAGGAUUGAAGCCCAUACGCUCGCGUUACGCGCGUCUGGCAACUAUAUACACGAUGUAAAAGGCAGCUGACAAUGUCAAUUAUUCGGGUUUCGAGUUCGACUCACUUGGUCUCUGCUUUCGAAAUCAAAUUAUUGCCGUAACAUUUACUUUUUUCUUAGGCCAAAAGGAAGAGGAGGGAAGGGUCUGCAAUGAGAGAAGAGGUUAUUAGCUCUGGUGGGACCAUAGAUCCCACACCUGCUGCGAGUUCUGCUGGUGCAUCCUCCCCUGCUGUUCCAACAAAUGUCGGCAGUGUUGACUGGUCUGGUCAUGGCCAAAAUUCCAAAGCAGCUUCUCAAUCUUGUGUCGGAUCCCAAGCCCAAUGGAUUUCAUGCCAUUCUACUGCUGGUGGGUCUGCUCUUGGAUCUUCAAGAACUUCAUGCCGACCAUGGGAAAGAGGAGAUCUUCUCAGGCGAUUGGCUACAUUUAAGCCUGUGAAUUGGUUUGGGAAACCUAAGGUUACAAGCUCAUUGUCUUGUGCUCGGAGAGGUUGGAUAAACAUAGAUGAUGAUAAAAUUGCAUGCGAAACAUGUGGGGCAUGCCUGAAUUUUGCUUCCUCCCCAUCCUGGGCUACUUCUGAAGCUGAGGAUGCUGGUCAGGCCUUUUCCAAGCAGCUGGAUGUUGGGCACAAGGUUGCUUGUCCUUGGAGAGGAAACAGCUGUCCAGAAAGCUUGGUUCAAUUCCCUCCAACACCUCAGUCUGCUCUAAUUGCAGGAUAUAAGGAUAGGUGUGAUGGACUUAUGCAGUUCCAGUCUCUUCCUGUAGUAGCAGCAUCUGCAGUGGAGCAUAUGCAUGUCUCUCGAGGUCCACAACUUGAUCGCCUUCUAUAUCAGUUGCAGAAUCAUAUGGCAGAGUUUGAGUCCAGAUCAGAGAGUAUACUGGAAGCUGAUAAUGCUCGAGAUGGUGCAUUUUGUCUAUAUUCUCGUUCACAGAAGCUCAUUAGCUUGUGUGGAUGGGAACCAAGAUGGCUUCUAAAUGUUCAAGACUGUGAAGAGCAUUCGGCUCAAUCAGCUAGAAAUGGAUGUUCUUUUGGCCCUAACACGACUCAAGUCCAUCGUUCGCAGGAUCCUGGACCGAGCAAAAAUGCUCUCAUUGCUUCUGGCAAGGAUAGUGGAAAAAAUAAAUUGAUAGUUGUGGAGUCUAGAUCUGAAUACAGGUCACCUUUGUUAGACUGUAGCUUAUGUGGUGCUACUGUCAGGAUAUUGGAUUUCUUAACUGUUCCUCGACCUGCUCGUGUUGCUCCCAACAACAUUGAUAUCCCUGAUACAAGCAAGAAAAUGGGAUUGACUCGUGGAGUAAGUGCAGCCAGUGGAAUUAGUGGUUGGGUUGCCAUUGAUGAUCCAGAGAAAGAACCAACUGAAGACCGUGAUGAAGUGGGAACAACUGAUGAGAGAAAUUUGAUGCAAAAAACAGAUGUUGAAUUGAAUCUUACAAUGGCUCGGAGUUUGUCUUUCAGUCAGUUGGGUAGAGCCGCAACAUCCAGAAAUAUGAAUGAUGCAGAUAUGGGACGGGAUCUAAUGAUCGGGCAACCAUCAGAUAGUGAGGUUGGUGAUCGAGCUGCUUCUUAUGAAUCACGGGGUCCUAGUUCUUGCAAGCGAAGCUUGGAGAUAGGUGCCAGUUCAGAGGACAGACCACAGUUACGCCCGCAGCAAGCUGAUAGUGUUGAAGGAACUGUCAUCGAUCGUGAUGGUGACGAAGUCACUAAUGCCAGACAAUAUUCUGCUGGGCCUUCAAAACGAGCUCGGGAUUCAGAUAUUUUUGAUACUUACUGCUCACCAUAUCCAAGAGACUCCUCUGAUGCGGGUCCUAGCCAUGCAAUGGGUUGUGAAACUUCUGUAGAUGGCAACAAAGUUGCUCUGUUUAGGCAAGGAAGCAGCCAUGUUAUUGGAAUACCAUCAGCCAGAGAUUCAACGCGUGCAUCCUCUGUCAUUGCAAUGGAUACUGUGUGCCACAGUGCAGAUGAUGACUCCAUGGAAAGUGUUGAAAAUUAUCGUGGAGAUGUUGAUGAUAUCCAUUUUCCCUCUUCUAGUAUAUAUUGCCACCUUGAUAUGAAUGCCACAUCAGAGUUGAAUUAUAGUAAUCAAGCUCAGCAGAGUAUUUGUUUCCAACCAACUGCUGGAGCAGUUCCAGGUGAAGUAGGCAUCAGCAGUACAAAUGAUGGUGAUGAAAUUUUCAAUGCUGAAACUGUGACAGCUCAUGCUAGGGAUGGGCUCAGCUUUGGAAUUAGUGGGGGGAGUGUUGGUAUGUGUGCCAGCCAUGAAGCUGAUAUCCAUGGAGCAGAUGUCUCUGUGCAUAGAACAGAUAGUGUAGUUGGUGAUAUAGAACCCAGAAUUGAAGAUGCUGAAAAUCAGGGUCAAACUGGUGAAUCUGCUCCAGAUCCUGGGUUGAUGGAUGAGGUUGUUCCAGAUGAAAUAGAUAGAGAGGAUCCUCUCGAUGACAGCCGAGAAAUGUUGUCUCGCUCUCUAGGAAGGGAUGACAGCGGAUCAAAAGUUGAUGGCUCUGCCAAGGCAGAGUCUAUUGAGAGUGGUGAAAAGAUAAGCCAAAGCUGCAAAGUAAUCCUGGAUAACAAUGCUCAUCCUUCUCUUUCUUGCAAUGCAAAUGUGUACUCUGGUAAUGAAACAACCAAGGAGAUAAAAAAUGCUGGAAAAUCAUCUUCCAUAAACAACUGUACAUAUCCAGAUUCAGAUCUUGCUGUCGCAACUGGGAUAGGGCCACCAAAAGGGGAAAGCAAUUAUGAAGAAGCUAUAGAAUUUGAUCCAAUUAUUCAUCACAACCAGUUCUGCCCCUGGGUGAAUGGGAAUGUAGCUGCUGCUGGCUGCAGUGGCUACUCCAGCUCCACCUCCUGCUCCAAUGCUGAUGUUGUUGCACUUUGUGGGUGGCAGCUGACCUUGGAUGCUCUGGAUGCCCUGCGAUCACUGGGGCAUAUUCCUGUACAGACAGUACAGUCAGAGUCGGCAGCAUCAUUGCAUAAGGAUGAUCAGCAAACUCCUGGUAGAAGUCUCCUUCAACGGCAUUCUGUGAACAAAAGUCAUGGCCAACAUUGAUAGUCGAACAUGAAGUGCAAGGAAACCUGCAAUGAAACCUGCAUGGAGCAGUGUAAUUACGAUUUCCCUCUGGCUUUCAUGUAUGCGCCAAUGUCAGGAAAGGGUUGGAUCAAAUUUGAAGCACUUUGAGUUGUCGCCAGAGUGAAUGGUUUUGUUGUUAGUAAGACAUGAUCCCAUGGUAAGGUAGUUUGUGUUGUUCAGGUUUGAUACUAGUCUAUACUGCAUAAAUUAUCAUUUCUUGGUUUCUUUCUGACUAUUAUUGCGAAUAUAAUUGUCUUCUAUUAUUAUUCAAUUAUGUGACGGUGAACAAUGCUGUUAAAGAACAAAUUGUCUCUAGUUCUACAAUUUUGGUUCUUCUGGAUUCUCAAUUCAUGGAUGACACUGCUAAUAAAUAAAAUGAAGAUUUUUGGUGAUGUUGCUAAA